Molecule: messenger RNA, 1528 nt
Organism: Colletotrichum godetiae
Lineage: Eukaryota; Fungi; Ascomycota; Sordariomycetes; Glomerellales; Glomerellaceae
Exons: 1
Coding region: 371-1180 (269 amino acids)
Source: RefSeq, a predicted model, not a curated record
CGCCAUGACAUAGACUCCGACUUCCUCCUGGCCCAUCACUCACUGCCCAGGCGCUCUCUUACACCCCCCCCGGAACGGACGUCGGAUGGGAUGCCCAGACAAACCAGGGGUGGCUCCUCCAAAGGCGAGGCACAGAGGGCCCGAGGGGAUCCCAACGUUCGAUGUCCAGCAUAUUCACAACCCAGCAUCUGGCGACGAGAUAUGCAAAGUGGUUCGAUUUCGAGAGAAAACACUUGAUUCUGUCACUCAAUUUAGACAAGUUUGUUUCCUCCCGUCGAACGGAAUACCUUGUCGAAUAUCCAAAGAAGGAUCUGCGUAGCUGCUUAAAGUGUUCUGGGACGACGUCUUGGGGAAAGUCGACAGACGGGAGAUGAUCUCUCUGGCGCCGAGCUAUCUCACAAGUCACAACUGUGUGCUCUGUACGAAGUGUGCCUCUGGAGGGCUGUACUGCACUCACUUCGAACACAAGUACCCGUACACGUUUUGUCACCGAGGCAGAUCCUGUAAUGGCCAAGAUCGGUUGCACAAUUCGUCUCUGUCCCAAACCCAGGCUGGGCGUGCAAAAGGCGACCCAGAGACACCGGAAUUCUGUUGCAACAAGAUACACGCCCCCUUCAUCCACCGAGCUGCCCAAGCCACUUGUUCCGGGCUCUCUGCUCUCUACACCCCCCUUCCAGUGUCGACACUCGACAGCAAGAACAACCCCCUUGGAUCCCCCUGCGACUCACAACUGGACGAGCACCGGAGCACAGGCAUCCUAAGCGUUUCCUGGCUGAGAAUCGAGUUGGAAUAUCAAUCACUGAUGAGCACCUUGCAUGAUAUACACCCAGUCUCGCGGCCCACAACCCGACCAGUCAAGUCCCCCUUGGUCCCUCGCUGCAAGCACCGACUCGACUCUAUUUUCUCUACCCUCCUUUCCGUAGGCGCUGGCUUUUCGUCCUCCAUCCAUUCAUUCCCAUUCCUUUCCUUUCCUCAAGCCCGGCUGCAAGUCUGGUCAUUCCAUCACUUUUAUUCUUGUCCACAUCACACUUGCUUCCCACAUCUGUUCCCAAAGUUGGAACUUGCGAAGCGAAGACAAACCGACCUCGAGACUGUCCUUUCUGACCCGCAACUCACACGCAAGCUUCCCACAGUCGAACGACCGUCCGAGGUUCCGACUCUAAUUAACGCACGAUUUUAAUCCGAGAGAGGACCCGCGCCGAACGACGCAGACUUAGGCAGUCUUGGUAUCUGGUCACCUCUGGUCACCUCUCCCUCGGCAAACACGCACACGCACACAGUCACAGUCUUCGUCGUCACAAGCAGGGCAGAUAAGAAAAGAGCACGGAUUCUUGGACUUGUUCUUGAAAUAGUAGGACUGAAAAGGAAAAGAGCCCAGACUUUGAUAAUACAGGACGGACUGGCUUCGGACACCCCUUUUGGCGCCUAGUCCGACUUACAUACAUAUUACUGCGGCCUUGUCCAUCCACCCACCACCUCCACAGGAACCAGGACACACAGCCAAAAAGGGCCAUCCCAUCCUCCCCCC